AUGAUCGGCGGCCUAUUCGUUUACAACCACAAAGGCGAAGUAUUAAUUUCAAGGGUAUAUAGGGAUGAUAUAGGACGAAAUGCAGUGGAUGCAUUUAGGGUGAAUGUCAUCCAUGCCAGGCAGCAAGUGCGUUCGCCCGUUACGAACAUAGCACGCACAUCUUUCUUUCACAUUAAGCGUGCCAACAUCUGGCUGGCAGCAGUGACCAAGCAAAAUGUAAAUGCUGCUAUGGUGUUUGAAUUCCUGUUAAAGAUCAUUGAUGUGAUGCAAUCAUACUUUGGCAAGGUCUCCGAGGAAAACAUUAAGAAUAACUUUGUGCUCAUAUAUGAGCUGCUAGAUGAGAUCUUAGACUUUGGUUAUCCACAAAACUCUGACACAGGAGUAUUGAAAACCUUCAUCACACAACAGGGCAUAAAGUCUGCUUCUAAGGAGGAACAGGCUCAGAUCACAUCACAGGUGACAGGGCAAAUUGGUUGGCGAAGAGAAGGCAUAAAAUAUAGACGCAAUGAGCUGUUCCUUGAUGUGUUGGAAUAUGUCAACUUGCUGAUGUCACCUCAAGGACAAGUCCUGUCUGCUCACGUAGCUGGCAAGGUAGUGAUGAAAUCCUACCUGUCUGGGAUGCCAGAAUGCAAAUUUGGUAUUAACGACAAGAUUGUGAUGGAGGCUAAGGGUAAGGGUAAUGGUGGAAUAUCUGGCAACACGGACAGCGAGGGUGCCCGCUCCGGUAAGCCGGUGGUCGUAAUCGACGACUGCCAGUUCCACCAGUGUGUGAAGCUCAGCAAGUUCGAGACGGAGCACUCGAUCUCCUUCAUCCCGCCGGACGGCGAGUUCGAGCUCAUGAGAUACCGUACCACCAAGGAUAUAUCGCUGCCUUUCCGCGUGAUCCCACUGGUGCGGGAGGUCGGCCGAACUAAGAUGGAGGUGAAAGUUGUGCUCAAGAGCAACUUUAAGCCGUCCUUGCUGGGACAGAAGAUUGAAGUGAAAAUCCCCACGCCGCUCAAUACUAGCGGAGUGCAGCUCAUCUGCCUCAAGGGCAAAGCUAAAUACAAGGCCUCUGAGAAUGCAAUCGUUUGGAAGAUCAAGCGCAUGGCGGGCAUGAAAGAGACACAGCUGUCGGCUGAGAUUGAACUGCUGGAGACCGACACGAAGAAGAAAUGGACGCGGCCGCCGAUCUCGAUGGGCUUUGAAGUGCCAUUUGCACCCUCUGGCUUUAAGGUCCGGUAUUUGAAGGCGCCACGGCUGCACUCUGAUGCCGCUCACAAUUCCCGAUUUCGAUAG
Parnassius apollo (apollo) is the source of this 1278-nucleotide messenger RNA. The record is from the annotation of a GenBank genome assembly. Lineage: Eukaryota; Metazoa; Arthropoda; Insecta; Lepidoptera; Papilionidae.